AAAACUAAAACCAAACAUGUGUUAUACUUUUCAAAGCCAACAAUUCAACUUUUUGUCCAGAGACACCAAACUUGACCGACCCAUUUCAUGUUAAUAUAUAGCCAUAAGGUAUACUAAAUAAUUACUACAACUCUGAGAAGAAAACAUAAUAAUGGGUUCACAAAAUUGUAUGGAUAGGAAGCACUAUGUUCUGGUGCAUGGGGCAUGCCAUGGAGCUUGGUGUUGGUAUAAGCUCAAGCCACGCUUGGAAUCUGCAGGCCAUAAGGUCACAGUACUUGACCUUGCAGCUUCUGGAACCAACAUGAAGAAAAUUGAAGAUGUUGAUACUUUCUCAGAGUAUUCUGCGCCUUUGUUGCAGCUAAUGGCCACAAUUCCCUCAAAUGAGAAGUUAGUUCUAGUUGGUCACAGCCUUGGAGGGCUGAACAUAGCACUUGCAAUGGAGAAAUUCCCAGAAAAGGUAGCAGUUGGUGUUUUCUUAACAGCUUUUGCUCCAGACACUGAACACCACCCAUCUUAUGUCUUGGAAAAGUACAAUGAGAGGACCCCGUUAGCUGCAUGGUUAGACACUGAAUUUGCUCCAAGCGGAAACAAAACAUCAAUGUUCUUCGGCCCCAACUUCUUGUCCGACAAGCUCUACCAACUGUCCCCUAUUGAGGACUUGGAAUUGGCCAAGACUUUAGCAAGGCCAUCAUCGCUCUUCAUGGAAGACUUGACUAAACAAAAGAACUUCUCCAAAGAGGGAUAUGGGUCAGUUCCACGUGCCUUUAUUGUUUGCACGGAGGACCUUGGAAUUCCAUUGGAAUAUCAGCUCUUGAUGAUCCAAAAUGUUGGGUUCAAUGACGUUGUAGAGGUCAAAGACGCAGAUCAUAUGGUUAUGCUUUGCAAGCCACAAGAACUAUUCGAUUCCCUCCAGCAGAUAGCGACUAAAUAUGCAUGAAUUCACGAAGCAUGUUUUAAUUAGUUUUAUUUCUUGUCUUUGAGUUUGACUUGUGCUAAAAUUUUAAGAUGUCGUUUUAAACCACGAGACAAAUCAAUAAAGCGGAGAGAUAUAUUGCCACUUAUGUGACUUUUUCGGUACA
Molecule: messenger RNA, 1079 nt
Organism: Glycine soja
Lineage: Eukaryota; Viridiplantae; Streptophyta; Magnoliopsida; Fabales; Fabaceae
Product: salicylic acid-binding protein 2-like
Exons: 3
Coding region: 152-937 (261 amino acids)
Biological process (GO): jasmonic acid metabolic process; salicylic acid metabolic process
Molecular function (GO): methyl salicylate esterase activity; methyl jasmonate esterase activity; methyl indole-3-acetate esterase activity
Source: RefSeq, a predicted model, not a curated record